AUGGUCGGCGAUAUGUCUUUUGAUAAUGCAAGAGUUUUGGUGUUCGGUGGCACUGGAGCCCAAGGGCGAUCGAUCGUUCAAGCAUUGGCACGGACCAAGCGAUAUCGUGUGUCUGUUCUCACUAGAAACAAGAAUUCAACCCAAGCCGCGGCCCUAGCAUCCUCCUUUCCAGACGUCCAAUUCGUUGAAGGCUCGUACACGACAGAAGAGGGCCUACGCAACGCUUUCGCCAAUCAAGACGUUGUGUACUUCAGUAUAGACAGUUUCAACGUCGGUGAGCCAUUUGAGUACUUCUGGACGUUUCGUGCCUACGAGAUCGCUGUCCAAAGUAAGCUGAAAUGGUUCAUCUUCGCUGGUGCUGGAGAUAGUAGGUUAACUGGCUGGUUAAUGAAUCAGCCUCUUGACCGACUUCCUUGGACUAUCCUGACAGGCGGCGUUUACGCUGAAAUGCUUGGGAUUCUUCUAAGACCGACUGAGAACGAGGAUGGAUUCGUCUUUCAAAAUCCCAUGGAUGAUGAUAGCGUCAUGCCACUUCUACCUCUCGAAAUGUACGGUUAUCGCCUCCAGUGGGCUUUGGCACAUCCAGAGGAAAAGAUCGCUACAGCACUUCAACAAGUCACUGGCAAAAAGGCUCAAUUUAAGAGCAUUACAACAUCCGCAUGGAUGGAGGCUAUUUCUAGUCAUGUAGAUCCAGAGGGGAGAUUGCCCAGAAGAGCAGAUCCCACUGAUCCUACCUCGUUUUCGUUUCGCAAAUCUUUUUCGGCCUGGUGGAAUAUCUGGAAAGAGCAGAAAGAAAAGAAGAUGGAAGAUAUGGCUUGGGCGGAUGAAGUUUACCCUACACGACCGAGGAGUCUGAAGGAAUGGAUGGAAACAGUUGGGUACGAGGGGAAACAAAUUGUUCCCCUGUAUGAGUAG
Molecule: messenger RNA, 915 nt
Organism: Trichoderma breve
Lineage: Eukaryota; Fungi; Ascomycota; Sordariomycetes; Hypocreales; Hypocreaceae
Product: nmrA-like family domain-containing protein
Exons: 4
Coding region: 1-915 (304 amino acids)
Source: RefSeq, a predicted model, not a curated record